AUGAUUGGCGUGCACGCUUUGAUGUUGGUUGCCAUGGGCCGCUUCACCAGUGGAGUCCACAGGGCGUACUCGCUCUUCUUCAUCGUGGGCACAUUGGGUGCAAUUCAAAUUCCAGUGGUGGGCAUGCAGCCGCUGCGCUCUUUAGAACAGAUGGGACCUCUCCUCGUCUUCAUCGGCUUUCAGGUCUUGGCCUUUUGCGACUUCCAGCGCCACAGGAGAGAAAAGAUGAAGGAUCCCAUGGGCACUUGGGAGUUCGUGCGCUUCCGCAUCAUGAAUCGUGGCUGCAGAUGUCCGAUUGAACGAUGUUUGCUGCAUGGUUCGACGAAUGGCUACAGGAUGUGUUGCUUGAUGUUGGUCGCCUUGGCAAUUGUGGCCGCCCUGUUGUACCCCACGGGCUACUUCGGUCCUCUCUCCUCUCGAAUUCGCGGUGCCUUGGAGACUGAUGGAUUAUGGACGCGGCACGUUUCGGACCAGCGCAAGUUCAGAGGGGCUCUUUGGCCCUAUGGCCCCAGAACCGAGUUUAUGCUCCACCAACAGCUUGUGGCACAUCUCCUCCUCACACGCGUCAACAACCCUCGCUGUCCCUCCCAGCCGUUGGCCUCCGCCGGAUCGCUGGCCAUGCAGAGCUCCAAGUCGGAUAGCGCGAUCAUUUGCCCCAGAGGGGCGCUUCCAGGGUGGCGUUUGCCGAGAGAAGGUCCUGAAGAUGGUGGUGGAGAGAUGAAGGUCAUGGACAGGCUGGGCGAUUUGGAGGCCGGCGAAGUCUCCCCGGCCUUCACCACUGGCUUGAGCCGCGGUGCCGCCAGCCACACGCGGCUCCGAGCCUCGUCGCACGAGUCGCCAGCGCAGCACAGGUGGAAUGAGGUGAUGCUGAAGCACAAGAAGAUCGAGACAACCAGAGAAAGGGAUCAGAAGUAUAUCGGACUGAUGGUGGAGCACAAGGAGGACUUGCGCCAAGCACGGAUGACGCGCCUCGUGGAGUCGAUCACCAGUGGAAAGGGUCCAGACUAUGAGGCCUCACUGCAACUAAACUUCUUUCACAACAUGAGAGAGAAACAAAUCGUGAAGAACUAUAUGGACUGGGACGAGAACAUUUUCGGCCCUGCCGCAAGAAAAGCCUUCUUUCAUUUGAACAGACGCAAGAGCAAAAGGUUAAGCUUCCACUUGGAAGAGGAGCCCUUCCGGCUUUAUGUGGACAACACGAAGGACCCGGCCAAGCGGCCGCUUCAGCAAAGCGCUUCAGAGAAGACGAUGAACGCGGAUCUCGAGGCCGCUGCCCGCACGACGAAGCCGCUGGCGGCGCCGGGUUCGUCGCUCACGACGAAGGAGUUGCUUCGCUCACAGUCUCGUCCAGUGCUGGAGCCUGACCUGUGGGGAAUGUAUGGCAGCUCCGUUUUUGGACGCUUCAACCAGAUCUUGGACCCCAACAACGAUGGGCGGAGCCUCCGCCGACAGGGCCGCAAUGCCCAUUUGCCCAGCACCAACGACGGAGGCGGCGAGGUGGCUGGGACGAAGCACAGUCGACUCUUCGGAUAUCACGACAAGGGCGUCCUCCAAUCUCACCGUGAUCGGGGCGAGGCGACGGUCUUCAAGUCCCAGGAGGGCUCCAGCUGUGCGGCACCAGCGCAGGAUCACUUCACCUACCCCGAAGGACCGGAGGUCGUGAGCCUCAGCGUGGAGAUGGAGAUGGAUGCUGUGGGUACCAGCCCCGGAAGCUGGAAAGAAUCGGGCUUAGGGGAGCCUAUGUUCAGCUUAGAUGGCUUUGCAACAUGCAACUGCUUCCACGACCAUGUGCAGCGCUUUGCCCUCGAGCAUUGCGACCUUUUCGCUGCAGGCAAUGAAGAGCAAUGUCAUGAGGCUUACCUUCUUCAUCGGACAUUCCGGCAACAACUGGAGGAGACCAACCUGGAGCUGCUGGAAGAGGCUCUGAAAGAGGCCAAGUGUUGUGAGGUCGUGAUGGAGGAGCUGUUUGCCCUUCUGGACUACCAGUCAUUCCUGGAAGUCAUGCAGCGCGCGACAGUCGCGACAGACCGUGCCGCUUCCGGUGCGCCACAGGCGACCGUCUCGCAGGGCUAUCCGCGCGAGUGGUCGGCACCAGAGGUCUACGUGCGAAGUGCUGCGAACAGUGGAUUUUUUGGUCUUUUCGUGAAGCACACGAAGACAGGCAACCCCUUGGUCGAUUCCGUAGCUGAGCACCAGCCUGCGAAUCCCAGAAUCUAUGCAAGCCAUUUGGGCUUGCCCUUGGACUAUGUCCUUUUGGGCGGCCUUGUCUCCAUCUUCCAGAGGAACAAUGGCUUCUACUUCAUGUGCCUUUAUGGUUAUAUAGCAUCGCACUUCUCCGGAAAGAUGUCUCGAUUGGUCCUGAUUUGUGGGCCGAUUGUCUCGGUGGCCUGUGGAAUUUGGUGCGGAUUCCUUCUGGACAUGGUGAUCGAUCCGUUUUUGCUGUUGCUGGGAAAGAAAGGCUACGUGGCUCCCACUGCAACAGCUCCCCCCACCUCGGCCGAUGAGAAAUCGGGACAGCUGAGUGGUGAAGCAUUGGGGAAGCACCAGGUUACCCAGCCCUGUUUGACAGGGCCAGCUGGGAAGAUCAAGCCCUAUCCACUUCAGGAGAGCCGCCCAGGUGGGGCGAUGCAGCUGAAGAGAUUCUUGAAGAGCUUCUGGCCUGUAUAUGUUAUGCAGAACCAUGUUCUUUCCACCAUUUUAAGUGAAUUGCCCAAGGACAGCAAGGUGCUUCUGGUGUUGCUUCGAUGCGCUUUGGCCAUUGACCCUUGGCUAGAAGAUGCAUCGAAGCGUGAGAUGAGCAGUGCUGUGCCAAAAUACAUCGAGCAUUGCAAGUCCAUUGGGCAGCAAGUGGCCAGCCCAACAGUGAUGUACGCAGUGCAGCAAAGAGAUGGCAGUCUGUACAUCGUCAGAGACUACUACGAUGGCUACAAGUGGCUAGAGCAGAACACCGCCACGGAUGCGCGGGUCAUGGCCUGGUGGGACUAUGGCACCUCGGUGCACCGGACCUCGAUCGCGGAUGGGAACACCUGGAACCACGAGCACAUCGCCACCUUGGGCCGGACCCUCACCAGCGAGGUGAAACGUGCACAUAAUGUGAUUCGGCACUUGGCGGACUAUGUGCUUGUUUGGGGCGGCGGCCAGCGGGACGACUUGGGAAAGUCCCCACACCUGGCCAGGAUUGGGAACUCGGUCUUCCCGGAUCACUGCGGGGACGACGACCCCAAAUGCAACAAGUUCGGUUUCUAUUCGAACAAGGUGCCCACGCCAAUGAUGGAGAAGUCACUUCUCUAUAAGCUGGUGGAGCACAACAACAAGGAGGGUGUUAGUGUGAAUGAGAAGCUGUUCAAGCACGUCCACACCACCAAGCACGGCCUCAUGCGAAUCUAUGAGGUGCAGAAUGUCUCCCAGGAGAGCAAGGAUUGGAUUGCCGAUCCAAAGAACCGAAUCUGCGAUGCGCCGGGCAGUUGGUAUUGCUCCUUCGUCGUACCGACCGACAUCGACCGGACCGACGUAUCGACGUGACCAAACCGGGCACUGAAGCACCGUGUGAGGCUGGUGGCCAUUUUUUCGUUUGUAACGGGGGUGGUUGAGCCGUAGUUCUUCUGAUUUGGAUUGAUUUGGCAUGUUUUAGGAUAUUUUGGUACUGAAAUAAUUAAUAUCACCCAGACAUGGUAUGACUACGGAUGGUCAGUUGAAGGUAACCAUGUAACCAAAGAAGUAUUCACGCAGUUAGAAGCCUCACAAAGCAAGUUCCCACCUGUUUUUUGAACCCUCGUUAGUCACUGAGGAAAACCAUCGUUGGUAACGAAACCGGCUGGUGUACAUGCACCAUCAUGCACCUGUCACAUGGACUCUACGUGUUCAAAGAUGACCAACAAUGUGCGAAGCUGCGUGUGUCCUAUAGUAUACAGUGGUUUCAGAGGUUCGAUGGCACAGACCCGGUUCGAUGUCCUGAAAAGAUAAGGGGUCCAAUCAUUGCACCACCGACCGACUGGGGGCCCUUGUGCCGUCCUCUCAAUCCACAUGGGCCGAUCUCCGGGGUGUCCAGUCCUUUGCCGCCCGCCUGCCAAACGAGGUGUGGGUCAAUACCCUCCAGCCCUCAACAAGCUCAUUGCCAAGCGCCGGAACUUCGCGCAGAUCGAGG
Molecule: messenger RNA, 4144 nt
Organism: Durusdinium trenchii
Lineage: Eukaryota; Dinophyceae; Suessiales; Symbiodiniaceae
Source: the annotation of a GenBank genome assembly